Molecule: messenger RNA, 1502 nt
Organism: Solea senegalensis (Senegalese sole)
Lineage: Eukaryota; Metazoa; Chordata; Actinopteri; Pleuronectiformes; Soleidae
Gene: trappc13
Product: trafficking protein particle complex subunit 13
Exons: 13
Coding region: 58-1311 (417 amino acids)
Cellular component (GO): TRAPPIII protein complex
Source: RefSeq, a predicted model, not a curated record
UGUUGGGUUAAAGUGCACCAGCUAGUAUAGCAGCUAACCUCUCCCCGAUCUGUCAAAAUGGAUGUAAAUCAGACGAAACAAGAACACCUACUGGCAUUAAAAGUGAUGCGGUUAACAAAACCAACACUCUUUACAAACCUGCCAGUGACAUGUGAGGAUCGAGAUCUACCAGGAGAUUCAUUCAGUCAACUUAUGAGGCAGGAUCCUUCCACCAUCAAGGGAGCAGAGACGAUAAUGCUCGGAGAGAUGCUUACGUUACCACAGAACUUUGGAAAUAUUUUCCUCGGGGAGACCUUCUCUAGUUACAUAAGUGUGCACAAUGACAGCAACCAAGUUGUAAAGGACAUUCUAGUCAAGGCCGACUUACAGACCAGCUCACAGAGACUCAACCUCUCUGCGUCAAACUCUGCAGUAGCAGAACUCAAGCCUGAAUGCUGCAUCGAUGAUGUCAUCCACCACGAAGUCAAAGAAAUCGGAACACACAUCUUAGUGUGUGCAGUCAGUUACACCACACAUUUCGGGGAGAAGCUCUAUUUUCGGAAGUUCUUCAAAUUCCAGGUUUUGAAGCCGCUGGAUGUGAAGACAAAGUUCUACAAUGCAGAGAGUGACCUCAGUUCUGUGACAGAUGAAGUGUUCCUGGAGGCUCAGAUCCAGAACAUCACUACCUCGCCCAUGUUCAUGGAGAAGGUCUCUCUGGAGCCCUCCAUGAUGUACAACGUCACAGAGCUCAACACAGUCGCGCAUGGAGAGCAAGGGGAGUCUACGUUUGGGAAAAUGUCCUACCUGCAGCCCAUGGACACGCGACAGUACCUGUACUGUUUGAAGCCAAAGCCGGAGUACGCGGAGAAGGCGGGGGUCAUCAAGGGUGUGACGGUGAUAGGGAAGCUGGACAUCGUAUGGAAGACAAAUCUUGGGGAGAGAGGGAGGUUACAGACCAGUCAGCUGCAAAGAAUGGCUCCAGGUUAUGGAGACAUCAGGUUGUCAUUGGAGAUGAUUCCUGACACUGUCAACCUUGAAGAGCCUUUUGACAUCGUCUGUAAAAUCACCAACUGCAGUGAAAGAACCAUGGACCUGGUGCUGGAGAUGUGUAACACCGGGUCCAUCCACUGGUGUGGUGUUUCAGGGAGACAGCUGGGAAAACUCAGCCCUGCUGCAUUUCUCUCUCUGCCCCUCACUCUCCUCUCAUCUGUGCAGGGUCUGCAGAGUAUCUCUGGACUGAGACUCACGGAUACAUUUCUGAAGAGGACGUAUGAAUACGACGACAUCGCACAGGUGUGCGUGGUCUGUCCGUACAUGACCAACGAAUGCUAGACAUUUUAUUGAACCUCUUAUUGCGUUUUAGAUAUGAGUGGACCAACUUUGGAAUUAUGCAUUACACUCUUUUUUUUUGCAAGUGGAUAACGCUGUAUUUUAAAAAUAAAUUGUGAAUAAUAUAAACCACUGUACAAUGUAAAUGUGCAUACAUGUGAAUAAAACCUAUGUCAUCUUUGAUUUCCUACUGC